CCCGAUUCGUUAAUCGGCUUAAAGGAAACCCUGGACAGCGUGAUUGAUCGGGCUUCCGAGGCCCGACAUCUGGUUACCAGUAUGUACGCUGGAUUCCUCGCGGCCGGAAAUACUGAAGUUUCGGCCGAAAACACCAUAGACAUGUCUGUCGAGGGCCAAUUGGAGAGGCGGACAACGGUCGCCCUGGCAAACGUGAGCCCGGAGGCCUCAGAACGCUGCUCACCUGUCCCUUCUUCCCCGACCGACCGGCCUAGAGCCUCUGAG
Messenger RNA from Dibothriocephalus latus, 264 nucleotides. The record is from the annotation of a GenBank genome assembly. NCBI's taxonomy places the organism in Eukaryota, Metazoa, Platyhelminthes, Cestoda, Diphyllobothriidea, Diphyllobothriidae.